AUGGACCUUCUCUCCCAUCAGACAGCACCCCUCCACGGUCUCCAUAGGACCAAACUACCGGAUGACUACACCCCUACACCAUCACACCAGGGGCAUAAAAACACAUCUCCUGAUGACAUCCCCACCAGACAACCCUACUCUACAUCCUACCUCAUACCACCCCACUCCAGGACCUCCGGGAUCCCUAGAAGAACCACCUCAGACCUUCCACCCAGAUCCCCACCCCCUCUUCUGGCACCCCUACUCCCCCCUCCUACGGAACACCACCACCCCACACCACCCCCAAGACGACCAAGCCGGAAUACAGACACCCCGAAAAACAACCCCUCAUACAGGGACAGACCACCUGAACACCAGCCCUCUGGCAAUGGGAACAGACACGGCGGGCUGAAACAUAGGAGCUACCCCUAUGCCAGGCACCCCUCUACCCCACCACGUCCAACGGAUACUCCCAAACAUCAUGCACACAGAGAUGGAGAUCACACCCCAAGACCAUUCAUUCGGAGUACACAUCUUAAACCCUUCUCCAGACAUUCUACGUCUCGGACCCAACCAGCAGACCAAAUGGAGCUAUCUACCCCACCCCAAUCAACACCUUCAACCACACAGCUCCAUAGGACCGUACAUCCUACACGCAGCACUACUCCUAGGAGGACAGGUAGCCCAGCAGAUCAGCAGACCUCUAAGGGCACCACCCCUAACCACCAGGUUAACCUGGUCUCACCAACCAAUAACAAAAUGGAGGAACACUACACCACUGGAGCACCACCUAUCCCCCCCAACCUCAACACCACGGUCACUCUCCAAGCUGAUUAG
Messenger RNA from Oncorhynchus gorbuscha (pink salmon), 816 nucleotides. RefSeq names its product early nodulin-75-like. The transcript has a single exon. Lineage: Eukaryota; Metazoa; Chordata; Actinopteri; Salmoniformes; Salmonidae. Bases 1 to 816 code for a protein of 271 amino acids. The record is from RefSeq and is a predicted model, not a curated record.